AUGAUUUCGAUGGUAUUGUUGUUCCUAGUGGUGCUUGGUUGGGUGAGUAGCGUAAGUCGUGCGGCCGACACGCUGUGCUCGCUUCCACCCGUCACGUACGCAGACGCAAAGGUGGCACACCCGGACUCUGCUUUCGCACUGAGCCAUCUCGAGGGCUUAGGCAUCGCUACCUGGUACUCCGACCGAGACGUCAAUGGCAACGCGACGCAAACUGCUGUGGACCUCGUCACGACGUGCCCAGAGUCCUCGAGAUUGAACGUGGUAGUCUACGGACUACCGAAUAAGGACUGCGACGCAGGGUAUUCACACGGGAACGGUACCGUAAAGACUGGAGAGGACUACGAAGAAUUUAUCACCAACCUGACAGAACUUGUUGGCGAACGCAAGGUCCUCUACGUGUUGGAGCCGGAUGCCGUCGGCUUGCUGGCAAACAAGGGAUGCGCGGUAGAGUACGGAUACCAGAGCAAUCUGACCACUGCGAUCACGCUUUUAUCGAAAAACCCGAAUGCCGAGAUUUACCUCGACGUUGGAUUCUGGACUCUAGAACGGUCAGAUACGGCGGGUAUAGUGGCUCAGAUUGUCAAGGAACUAGCGCAGAGUGGUCGUGUGAAGGGUAUCGCGCUCAACACGUCGAACUACCGUUCAACGACGCAAAUUUCGGACCUGUGCACGAAUUUCCAGACGGCGGUGGGGUCAACAGACAUGCACUGCGUGAUCGACAGCUCUCGUAAUUUUCAAGAAUUUGCGAAUGCUUCCAGUACGGAAUGGUGUAACGUGAGGAAAGCUGGGAUCGGGGCACCGCCCACGGAUACCACGGACCUGGACAACAUCGACUACUGGCUGUACGUGAAGCCACCGGGAGAUAGUGAUGGGACGUGCGUGGAUCAGUCGACCGACGCUAUGCAUGGCCCCCCAGCCGGUGAGUUCUUCAACGACCACUUUAUUAAGCUCUGGAACCAGGGCUACUUUGUGAACACUCAGCAAAUGGACACUAUUUACGAUCCGAACGCUGAGACUUCUGGCUGCGCUGCGCAGACGUCUACGAUGGCUGCUACGUGGGCUGUCACCGGAUUGACUAUUUUCUGGUUGACUGUACGUCAAUGA
This is a messenger RNA of Phytophthora infestans T30-4, 1104 nucleotides long. RefSeq names its product glycoside hydrolase, putative. Gene Ontology annotation, molecular function: hydrolase activity, hydrolyzing O-glycosyl compounds. The coding region runs from base 1 to 1104 and encodes 367 amino acids. The record is from RefSeq and is a predicted model, not a curated record. The transcript has a single exon. Gene Ontology annotation, biological process: cellulose catabolic process. Lineage: Eukaryota; Oomycota; Peronosporomycetes; Peronosporales; Peronosporaceae.